[Candida] anglica is the source of this 1455-nucleotide messenger RNA. The record is from the annotation of a GenBank genome assembly. NCBI's taxonomy places the organism in Eukaryota, Fungi, Ascomycota, Pichiomycetes, Serinales, Debaryomycetaceae.
AUGUCCGAGGUACUGGAAGAAGAUAACCUCCCAUUAAAAUUGUCUCAAUUAUGGCACAAUCUAAUUGAAAAGCAACCAUAUGUACAGAAAUCCCCGAUUGUGAUUUUAGGAAGGCGCUACGUAGAUAAGGAGCAACCCCAGGUGCCCGAUCAUAAAAUAGAUGUGGACCAACAAGCACAAAAUUUAGAAAAUAACAAGACCAACCUUCUAUCAUCACCUCUGUUUGAUUACAGUCAAGUUGAAUCUGAUAUUAGGUCACGUAUCUGGCUUACCUAUCGUACUGGGUUUGAACCAAUCCCCAAGGCCGUAGAUGGUCCUCAACCGCUUUCGUUUGUACAAUCAAUGAUCUUCAAUCGAAACCUUACUUCAACAAUCUACAAUAUUCACAGUCUCACUGAUAAUGAGAGUUUUUCUACUGAUGUUGGUUGGGGGUGUAUGAUUAGAACUUCACAAUCAUUGCUUGCUAAUACUUACCAAAAAAUCCUUUUGGGACGAGAUUUCACUUAUGAUGACAUGUCAAAUCUGAACCAAACUUCUCUCAAGAAGCACAAUCUAUUGAUUGAUUUAUUUCGUGAUUCCACUUCAGCUCCAUUUUCUAUUCAUAAUUUCAUCAAGGUUGCUACUGAACUGCCUCUACAAGUUAAACCAGGUGAAUGGUUUGGUCCUAAUGCUGCGUCAUUGUCGAUCAAACGUCUUUGUAACAAGUUGAAAUUGGAACCAAAUACUCCAAAUGUCUCUAUCCCUCAAAUUGACGUUAUUAUCAGUGAAAGUUCAGACUUGUAUGAUGAUGUGAUUAAAUCAAAUUUCAAUAGUGAUACUCAAAAGCCAUUACUAGUAUUGUUACCAAUUCGAUUGGGAAUUGAAAAAAUUAAUUCAUAUUAUUAUGCCUCUUUAUUUCAACUUCUUUCAUUGAAUCAAUCGGUUGGUAUUGCUGGUGGUAAACCAUCAUCUAGUUAUUAUUUCUUUGGAUAUCAAGGAUCUAAAUUUCUUUAUUUGGAUCCACAUUACCCACAAUAUUGUCAACCAGAUGAUUACUCUACAUAUCAUACAACCAGGUAUCUGUAUCUUGAUAUCCAAGAAAUGGAUCCUUCAAUGAUGGUUGGAAUUUUAUUAAUGGAUAUAAAAGAUUAUUACGAUUUCAAGGAGAAUUGUACAACCAUGGGUAAUAAGAUUGUGAAUUUCCAUAAUACCCUGGUUUCAGGAGACCUGAAACCUAAGCGUAAGAUGUCUGAGUUUGUAAAUAUUACUAGAGGGGACUUGAGCUCGCAGGACGAGGACUUUGUUCCAAUAGAUGAAGAAAUCGAUAAUGAUUACAUUGAUAUAGGAGAAGAAAUUGAGAACAUUACUCAGGAGGAAUCAGUCACAGUUGAAAAAUCAGAAAAUAAUGAGGAACCAGUAACUGUGGAAAUAGAUGAUGGAUUUCUGGUAAGGUCUACAUCUGCAGAAAUUGUAUAG